CGUACAGUGUAGUUAGUAAUAGCAGGAGAAGUUGUCUAGACUCAUUUUCAUCGCACAGUGUUCUUUUGACUUUCAAAAUUCCUUCGCUUGAGAUUGAGUGUGUACCUGAAGAAAUGUAGUCUCAUUCUUCAAUGACAUGUAAACUUAUUCGUUCUUCAAUGACAUGUCUAAAAAAUGUUCCUCGAGGAUGGUUCUCAACAGGACGUGCUUCUUGCUGAUCAGAAAGACAACGAAGUCCGAGCUGCCCUAACUUUUCGCGGUGCUGCAGCUUUCGAGGCCUAUGACUCGUACACUUGCCAACGCCAUCGUCCUCUAGUCGAGUUGAUUUCAGGGAUAUUCGCAGAUUUCAUACUACUUUGUGGAAGAAGAACGCCUGGGGAGGAACUGAGCGAUUUGGUUCCCUAUUUUGCUGUCAACGGAGAAGCAGGACAAGUAGAGGGGUCUACUACAACCACAGCAAGCGGUACAUCUGCACCAACCUCUACAAGUACAAGUCAGACUCGUACAGCACGACUGCGCUUCUUCGUGUUUCGAGCCUUGUUUUCCCGUGUCCUGCCUUACUGCUUGGCCCGAAGACGACCUGGUGGACUGUUUUCAACGACUUCGCACUUGGCUUUUUCGGUGGAACUACUCGCAGAAGCACUCGCAACAGCCGGCGACAUAGGCCAGAGUCUGUUCUUCUUUACUGGAGGGCCUCAAGAUCUAGCACAGCGCUUGUGGGGUUGGAAGCUGGGCAGCUUGCGAGAAGAACAGCCCGGAUGGAAAGUGGAGGAGAUGAUGGGCAACAACUUCAGUUCUAGAGAACAACUACAAUCAAAAAAUAGAAGAAACGCAGCUAAACAACAAGAAGAAGAACCAGAUGCUACAAGAACUUUACGACUAGUUUUCCGUGCUCUUGGAACAUUGGUCGCUUUGCAGAGGAUACUGAAGCUUCGAAAAUUCAUCUUACAACAAGUGGGACUCCAAGAAGAUGAAGUUGUAGAUGGUACUACAAGAAUAGGACCUAAGGAACAUGUAUUUCACGUCGGAGCAGCCUCCUCGACGCACCACAAUAAUUGUGGAUUGCCAGAAGAGCUAUCUCGUCCCCCCUUAAACAGAAGAAAUAUAACGAGCAUGAUUAGCCUUGGCCGGCAGAACGAAGAUAUAGGAACAAGAACUACAGCAGGAAAUGAAUUAACCUUCGCAGAAAAAAUCGCCACAACACGGAAGCAGCCUAGGAGGAGAAGGAGACCAAAUUGCUCUCCCACAGACAGUCUUUUCUAUGACCACGAUCUGCAGCAAGACAAUCUAGGAAUUAGCGGCACAAGUGUUCUCGGAGGUGGAGGAGGUGUUUUCUCACCCAGUGAAAGAAGUGUUGAAUAUCGUCCUUUCAUCUCACCACUCUCAACUGAACAGGAGCAGGAUGAUAACUACAACAAGAAUCCAGCUUGUGUUAUCUGUUCGGAGACACUGGUAACGAAGUCCUCACCGCAGACGGCAACUUCUAUGCCCUGUGGCCAUGUCUUCUGUUGGGAAUGUGCAGUGCAACAGGUAACAGCAAAUGGAAAUUGUCCACUUUGUAGGGAAAAGUGUACACCACAACAGCUCUUACCGGUGUGGCAUGUAGAUCUGACAAGGAUGGGGGGAUGACUUUUUGGGGUUACAUUUACAUUUUGGAAACUUACUGACAUUCCUCAAAUUUUUUCCAACGCGCAAUCAGAAACAUGAUGUUCUUGAUGUUUUCAACGAUAAUUAGAU
This is a messenger RNA of Amoebophrya sp. A25, 1737 nucleotides long. The record is from the annotation of a GenBank genome assembly. Lineage: Eukaryota; Dinophyceae; Syndiniales; Amoebophryaceae.